Molecule: messenger RNA, 5955 nt
Organism: Oryzias latipes (Japanese medaka)
Lineage: Eukaryota; Metazoa; Chordata; Actinopteri; Beloniformes; Adrianichthyidae
Source: RefSeq, a predicted model, not a curated record
UUCAAGCAACAUCAGUUGCAGGAAUGAAAGCUUAAAUGACACUUGAGGAUUUCUUUUCUCCUCACUUUGUCUUUGUUUUGAUAGAAAUAUGUCUGCAAUGUGACUUUUGUGAAAUGUUUGUGAAAUGAUUUUAAACCUAAAACAGAUAUAUUUAAUGUAAAACUGCUUCAUGGAAAUAGUUUUUUGAGUUUUGCAUCACAUAUUUGACUUGGAUAAAUACAGAUGCAGCAUAAAGAGUAAAUAAUUAUCUGAGACAUGACUGACCACAGGUGAGUACCACCACUGUUGGACGCAGUGGAUUAACAGAAAAAAUCUUAAAUGUGAGGAUUGAUUUCUGUUAUUUACAUGAAGGUGGUGCAACAGAAAAGUUCUAACACUUGUUUUAAUGAAGGCCCAGAGUGAAAAGCUCAGUUUUACAUUUUUCUAUGAGAUUCUAGUUUAAAACAAUAAAUUAUUUUUGACCAAAAGAUUGACAGACAUGUGUCUUUCAAGUGUCCGCCAAACCAAAAUUCAUAAAUGAUAUUUUCUAUGUCCUGCAGAGAUCAGCCUCCAACUCUACACUCAAAGUCGCCACAGCUGCCAUCUUGCCGUCAGAUCACCAGGCUGUUGUAGUCAGUAAUUUGGUUUGAUCGAUCUGGAGCAGGAGAUGAACUGUCGCCUUUACGAACAGAGGAUGUGAAAACACGUUUAAAAGAAAAAAUAGUGGAGGGGGGUAGAAACAUGAAGAGAUGGUGAAUGAAACAUGAGAAAACAAAUGUGCUGCAACUCUGAUUAUUUACACGCAUAAAAUGACAAAAUGCUGUGAGUUUUAUUUUAGAAUAUAAUAUUUUGUUUUAGAAAUGCAUACUUCAAAUCUAAAUGAAGAGAAAUGAGGAGUAAUUAUUAAGACAUCUGCUUCAAGAGCAUGGACUGCAGAAGAUAAGAGAGACAAUCAGGAAACAAAAGUCCUAAAGACAAAUGGACCUCAGAAAGAAGACAAAUUACAUUAUUUUUUUCUUCUCUGAGUUUCACAACUUUGUUACCUAAUAUGGUACGAUUCACAAACAUCUCAAGUUGGAGUGAUAAAAGGAGACUAAUCCUUUAACAUAAAUCCAGUGAAGUAUUGACUUGUACUUCUUAGAGGUACUAAACUUACAUCAUCCACUUUUUACACCCAAAAAAUCUGAUACUUAAGUUGAACUUACCUUUACCUCAAACUGCACAUCUAUCCAUCCCUUUUUAAAAGUCUUUUGUGGUCUCAGAGUCGUUGACGCCUAUCCCACCUACUGUAUAGCCAAUGCAAAGAAUCAGAGGUGUCAAACUCUAGGGUUCAAGUUCCAGCCUCCUGCUGUUUUUCCAGAAUUUCUGCCUCAUCUGCUGCUGAAUAACGGGAUCAGGUGUGUUUAGCCAAGAACGAGCUUCAAUGGCAGUUUGGUUGGAAAACAUGUUGGACACCGGUCCUUGAGGUCUGGAUUCUGACACCUCUGCCCUAAAUGGUUUCCCUGUCCAUCACAGGAUAACAUAGAGACAUUCAAGUCAUUCUCAAUUUGGGACAAUUUAGAUUCGUCAAUUGGACUGUCGGAGAAAACUUGGAGUUUCCAAAGGACUCACACACAGGGAGAACGAGAAACACCUCUCAGAAAGGACCUAGUGCUGACUUGAACCAGGGCUUUAAACACACACACACACACACACACACACACACACACACACACACACAUUUUUUUCCUGGGUUAGUUGUGUGGUUUAUAAUGAUUCACUUUAGUUGUGUUUUAAGGUACUUUCUCCUUCAACUCUUUUAGUGAAAGCCUGGCAUUUUUGGGGUAUUUUGCAGAUGAACUUUCAUAAACUAUAACACUUGUCAUUGAAACUGAGGGUUGUAGAGUCUGAGAUGGAGCUAAAGUUUCUCUUGCAUGAUUUGACCCUUUCUGGUUUACACACUAUAUAUCUGUUUUUGUCUAAUUUAUAAAAAAAAGUCACAUUCAUUUUGUUCUUACUUCUAUCUGGACAUCCACAUAUUGUCAGCACUGUGACAGAGACAGCAUAAACAUUCAGCCAGACCAUGUGACCCUGUCCUCAGGUAACACAUGCUGCAGGAAUGCAGGAUUUAUCUUUUUCAACUCUGAAUGUCUACAAGGGUUGAGGUGAGGAAGCUGGACAGACCUCCAGGGUUUCGCUGCAGGCUGUGGAAACCAGGACAUUAAUAAAGACAAAAGCAGAGGAGGAAGACAUAAGAGUGAAACAGAGAUGGGCUGACAGCGAUCAAAGGAGUGUUCUUCAAUCCGUCUGUUGGGAAACUUUAAUAGAGGUGAAGCACUUCAUUUUUUUUCUUAUGGGCAAAAACAGGUACAUUUUUAAGGAUUCCAGUUUCACCUUUAUCAGUAUCACAUACUCUCCUGAGAUGUUUGGAUGAGGAAGUCUGUCCUGAGCUGGAGAACAUGAUGAUAAAUGGAAGUAGGCUGCUCAUUGUGAAGCUCUGGCAGUGUUAGAUUACUGCUUUGUUGAGCAAGAGGAAAAGUAUCAACAGCCCUCAAACUACUCUUUUGUUUUCCUGAUGUAACAUUUAGGACUGUCAAGAUUUUGAUUUUAAAAUAUCCUUUCGAGAAUCUUUGCAUCUUUUUAAGACUACCUAAUAUUUAGAUUGCUAAAGGUAUCGCUAAACUUUUAACCAAUCUUUUUUCUUUUUCAUUUUAAAUCUAAUAUCUCUGGGAAACGUUACUGUGAAUUUGUGGCAGAGGAGGAAUAUUUGAUAUACCCACUGUUGGACUUGCAAUUUGUUGCAGAACUUGUGCCAGCAGGGUUCGUGUAUGAAGAUGGAAAUGACGAAGAUAAAAAGAUAGUUCAUGUGAAGUUCGGGGACAGAAAAGGGUGGAGAAUGAUGGAGCGAUAAGCAGAGCAUCUCUUCUUUCUGCUGUGACCAUAUCGAUUCUGUUUCAUGGUUAAGGAGGUCACAUCACAGGCAGAAGGCCCAGUUCCUCUCCAGCAGAACAAUGAAGACACGCCUCCCCAUCCUCAUCUUUUUUUGUCCGUGGCCCCACUGGGUGAGAAUGAGCCCAAAAGGAGUUUUGUUUUGGGUGAGGCCUAUAAAAGCAUCAAAGCUUCAUUUCAGAAGCCCAUCUUUCCAGUAAAGCUGUGACACUCAGAAGGAGCGAUGUUGGCGAGCCUGGUAGGACUGCUGGUCCUGUCGUCCGUCUGCUCAUCCAUGAUGCUGCAAAACAACUCCAAGUACCCGUCAGAAAUUGAAGGCUUGACGACUGACCCCAACACCCACCGCUUGUCAGAUUUGCAACCUCAAAGCACCCGCUCCGGCCCCAUGCAGUUACCUCCCACAGACCUGCAGUGGCCUCCAGGUCCCAACAUGACGAACAACAACAUGCGGAUGUUGUUGCCUGAUGGCACCAACACACCGACCCUGCCAGAGCCCGAUACGUCCAUCUGCGACAUGCUAUUUAGUGCUCCGAUACCACCAUCAAUCGACCAGAUCCCGUUGUUCUGCAUUUGUUCCCACUGCAAAGGAACCACUGGACCCAAGGGGGAUCGCGGUGACAGAGGCCUUCCAGGUGAACCUGGAAGCCCAGGAAGAAGAGGAAUGACUGGGUACAAAGGCUACCGAGGAUUCACAGGCCCCCAGGGCAUAAAAGGUCAGAAAGGAGACUUCGGGGAGAAGGGCGUGCCUGGUGACGUUGGCUUCACUGGACGAAAGGGCGAACGGGGAUUCAAAGGCGAGAAAGGGGACCAAGGAGACAUGGGGCCUGCAGGUUCACAGGGCCCUCAGGGAGAAACUGGCACAUGCCCUGCCACUUGUGAGAGCAUUCCUGGACCACCAGGAAUGCAGGGGACGCCUGGACCUGUUGGACCCCGGGGCCUUCCUGGUGUGGAGGGACCUUUGGGACCUAAGGGCCUAAAGGGUGACAAGGGGGACAUGGGUACACCUGGGGUACCUGGUUCAAAUGGUAUAAAGGGGGAUCAAGGAGAUCAGGGGGUGUGUCAUUGCAAAGAUGGACUAAAUGGUACUGAUGGGCUUUCAGGACCAAAAGGUAGUAAAGGGGAAAAGGGCGACACUGGUGCACAGGGCAUACAGGGCCCGAUUGGGAACAAAGGUGACCAAGGUAAUUUGGGCCUCAUGGGGCCUCCCGGUCCUUGCUCCCCAGCCAUCCAGUCUGCAUUCUCUGCAAGUCUCAACCAAUCCUUUCCCCCUGCAAAUUGGCCCGUAUAUUUCCCCAACAUCCUACUCAACAUGCAGGGUCACUUCAACCCAUCCAUGAGCAUCUACACAGCCCCAGUCAAUGGCAUCUACGUCUUUUCCUUCAACUUCGCAACUGCCCAAAAGCCACUUAAAGUGGGUCUGUUCCGGAACUUCUACCCUAUAGUCAGAACCACAGAAGUAUCAAAUCUUGCAACAGCCAGUCAGACGGUGGUCCUCCACCUUACUGCGGGAGACAUGUUGUGGAUUCAGGUGAGGGACAGUGCAACUAACGGCAUGUUCACCGACGCUGAAAGCAGCAGCACGUUCUCCGGUUACCUGCUGUACCCUGACUCCUGCGAAAUGCCCAUUGGCAGGGAUUUCAUGACCCCCAUUAAUUACCCUAAGGGUGGUUUUAGCUGGGACGGUCCUACCCCAAAGCCCACUGAUGCUCCGAAUUAGGCUUUAUCCAGGAGCUCAUUUUUAGACGAAACAUCAACAAACAUCCAAUCAAGUACUAUAUUCAUCUAUACCUGCCAAUUCUAAAAGAGGGGUAUUUUUAGCCUUCAUUGAGGGUUUAUGUCACUCAGUGGUAUUUAAGUGUUUGCUUCCCUCAUUUAAUCAGACCUAAAGCCAUCCUUUAUGGCAGUUUUUUUUUCACCUUUUUUGAGCCAAGGUAAAAAAUUACAAGGCACACCGCCUGCCAAAAAUGUCUGUAUUAACAACAUAUUGUCAUUAUUAUCAAAGUGUCUCAAAUAAGAAUAAAAUAAACACAAACGGUAUUUCAUGAUCUACUUAUUUUGAAACCUGCAGCAGUUUGGGUGAACACACAUGGCAAUGGUGAAUGUUUUUGUGACCAUUCUGACCACACCUUUUCCAUCUCUCACGACACAUGUUGAAAAUGGUUUAUUGGUUGAAAAACACUGCCCCAAAGUACUGCAAAAAAAUGUGAAAGCUAUAAACUUAUUUUUGCUAAACCAGCAUCAAAAUAUCAGAGUUUUUGCAGAAAUUACAGCCCAUUUGCAGAAUUUAUGCAUAAAUUAAUGUUUCUAGUCAUUGAUCCAUUAAUUCGUUUGACUAGAAGUUGGUCUGGUGGUCAGCUCAGUAUGUUCUGAUUGGAAAAGCUUUCUCUGUGUUCCUCAGUUUUAAGAAAUGUGCUUAAGCACAGUCAACAUCUAUACUUAGACAAAGAAAAGUGUUCCAGUGUCCUUAGUCAGGAUAUUUUAAGAAGGACCCAAAUGGAAAGGUUUCAGAAAUUGCACACUCCUCUGACAUUUUAUAUCGGGCAUUUAUUUGAUGCUUUUGUAAUAGAAAAAGGCAAUUCUAAAUAUUUUACAGUAACUUUAUAAAGAGAGAAAAAGCAAGCAGUGUCUACAGGUUAAUUUUACUUGGAAGUAAAAUAUUAGAAAACUAGAGAAGAAACAUUUGUAAGCCCUAACUCUGCUUUGAAUGCAUUUGAAAACACGUUCACAGCACAGCAUGUUUGUCUUUAAGUAGAAUAUAUUAUGCUGAAAAUAAAAAGGUUUUAAGAGUUUCUAAGAGAUGAAAAAUACCCCUCUUCUAGAUUCUGGAAAAAUUCCUGCUUUAGAUUCUAGAUUGCAUUCAGUGGAGGAUGGUGCCGAACCCACUGAGUCCUGCAUUAGAUGGUAGAUAAGAGGAAACCUCCUCUGAUGUCAAAUGUUUCCAAAUCAUUCAGCAAAUGAAAAUAUGUUUGUUCAGUCCUUUCAAUCAGUUUACCUGUUAUUUGUUAGAAGUUGGUAUUUUAAAAAAUAAAUGUCACCAAAGCAAAUGUU